CGUCACGCGCACACGUCUGCGAGUCAGGAGCGGUGGAUGUUUUAACUUUCUGUCGACAAUGCAACACUCUGCAAUCGUCAUCUGCGUUUUUAUUAGCAGCUUACUUCACACAGGUCAGUUUGCUCUAAUAGAAACAAAGGAGACUGUUUGGGCAGCAGUGGGAGACCAGGCCUCUCUGAGCUGCCAGCUCUCUAAAACUAAAGAUGUCCUCCAGAUCACCUGGCAGAAAGUUCUUCCCGUUGGAGAGAAGAACCUCGCCACUUACACCAAGAAGUUUGGUUAUAGAGUGAGUUCUGGUCUGGAGGAGAAGAUGGAUUUUCAGUAUGAAUCUCUGCAGAGCUGCUCCAUGGUGAUCAGGAAGGUGACGGAGCAGGAUGAAGGCUGCUACCGAUGUUUGUUUAACUCUUAUUCUGAAGGAGCGUUGAUAGGCUGGACCUGCUUAAGACUCUACGAGCUGCAUGGACCCUUCAUUGACGUCAGCAGAUCAAACUCUCCUCCAGGGUCGGUUGUGACCUGUUCAGCCACAGGUCGACCUGUUCCCAUGGUAACACUGACUGUUUUCCAUCAGAACCUCAGCUUUUCCCUGUACAACACCAGCAGAGUGAACAACACCAACGGUACCAUCACUUCCACCACUACAGCUCUGCUCUCAGCUCUCAGCAGCACACAGGUUGGAUGUUCAGUGUCAGUGGACUCUGCUGCUCCCAGAGAGCUGCUGGUCACCGUUCCUGGACUCACAGAGACGUCUGAUAGUUUGGAUGAAGACUUUGAAUCUGAUGACAAGGACAAAGGACGACUUGUCGCUGUUGCAAUGGGAUUACUUGUGAUUCUCUGUGGAGCUUUUGGUUGUUUAACCAUGUUGUUAAAAAAAACGCAUCAGAACAGGAGGAAGAAAAACCCCACAGAACAAACUAGAAAUAAUCAGUCUGAAGAGUUUCCGAUACCUGAAAAGGACAAGAAAUUACCAGCUUCAUUGAUUAACAGACAGAGUAGCAAGCAGCAAUCACCAACAACUCCAACAACACCUGAUAUAGAAAGCUGUUCACCUGAGGGUAUGAAGCUACAUCAAAAACUAACCGCCAAGAAAUCUGAGUAAUAUAAUAAACCACUUGACUUGUAUUUUAAUGUUUAAUGCAAUUUGUUUGCUCCUUUCCUGAAAAGUUGCACUUUUAGAGAUUGAUUGUUUCUGUCCGUCGGCAGCCAUGUUGCCUCUUUAUCUGUUGGCUUCAAUGAAGCUCAUCCACGUUUCCUGGGUCCCUGGAAACUGUGGUGGAGAGGAGGACACUGAAGAAGGUUCUGUCUAUUAUG
Molecule: messenger RNA, 1308 nt
Organism: Xiphophorus couchianus (Monterrey platyfish)
Lineage: Eukaryota; Metazoa; Chordata; Actinopteri; Cyprinodontiformes; Poeciliidae
Product: OX-2 membrane glycoprotein-like
Exons: 7
Coding region: 59-1096 (345 amino acids)
Biological process (GO): negative regulation of neuroinflammatory response; heterotypic cell-cell adhesion
Cellular component (GO): cell surface; neuronal cell body; axon
Molecular function (GO): cell-cell adhesion mediator activity
Source: RefSeq, a predicted model, not a curated record